CGACCGAUUGACAUCCCUGAUUUUUUCGGUCCUCUGUUUCCUCCCUCCAAAAACCACUUAACCAAGUGAUGAUCCAAUACGCUCGCCCAGUCGUCCUGCCGCUUGGUCACCGCCAAUGUAUCUGGAACUCUUCCCUCUCUCUCUCAAUGUGUUUUCCGUCUCUAACAGUACGCUCCCUCAGUCGCCCUGCCGCUUGGUUCACCGCCAAUGUAUCUGGAAUUCCCCCCCCCCCCUCUCUCUCAAUGUGUUUUCCCUCUCUAACAGCUUGCAAAUAUCUUCGUAGGAGGUGCUUACAUGAUUGCAUUCUCGCCCCUUAUUUCCCUUCAACCAAUCCAGAAAGAUUUGCUUGUGUUCACAAAAUCUUUGGAGCCAGUAACAUUACUAAGAUGCUACAGCAACUACCAGUCCAUCAACGUGCUGUGGCAGCUGAUUGUAUGUCCUUUGAGGCAGGCACAAGGGUCCGAGACCCAGUUUAUGGCUGUGUUGCAAUUAUAUCUCAAUUACAUCAACAAAUAAUCAUCACUCAACGUGAGCUUGCGGAGACACAGGGCCAAAUUGCCUUCUAUGGUGCACAACAAGUCCAAGAUCUAAAGCAGAAGACCCAGAGCCGAAUUCAGUACAAUGAAACCAUGUGCUUCAAUGCAAGCCAACAAGACUCCCUUCACUUAGACCAGUCCAUGCUAGACUUUUAUCGAGCACCAGGAAUCUACUGGAGUGUCAGAUGAAGAUUUUAUUUCACAUGUAAGUAAAUGGUGUGAGGCCGAGGCUUCCCUCAUAGGAGGCUGCUGCAGGACAACACCAAAUACCAUUAGAGCCAUAUCUAGAGCACUAUCCAAGUAGUCUUCUGUCUUACCAUCGCUACAGUAGUAACAAUUCACCAGCUUAGAGUCCUAUUUUUAGAGAGAGAGAGAUGUAAAUAUACAUCAAGGCAGAAGUAGAAAAGGGCUGGAAUAUGAUGUUUUCCUUGUCGCUUGUUUUUUUAGGUUGCUUGUAACUCUGGAUUAACUGUG
Messenger RNA from Nelumbo nucifera (sacred lotus), 1010 nucleotides. Its product is annotated as LOB domain-containing protein 4-like. NCBI's taxonomy places the organism in Eukaryota, Viridiplantae, Streptophyta, Magnoliopsida, Proteales, Nelumbonaceae. The record is from RefSeq and is a predicted model, not a curated record.